Molecule: messenger RNA, 216 nt
Organism: Dentiscutata erythropus
Lineage: Eukaryota; Fungi; Glomeromycota; Glomeromycetes; Diversisporales; Gigasporaceae
Source: the annotation of a GenBank genome assembly
AUGGAAGAUACAACAUAUUAUCACACAAAUCCUCUUACUAAAACUAGCAAUAAUAUGGAAAUGGACAAAAAUCAAAAAACAGAUUGUCUUAUAAGAAAGACCACAUCGCAAUGCAGUAAUAAUAUCCAAAAAAUCAAAAAUAACAUUGAGCCAAUAUUUAUAGAAACUGCACUGAUUAAGAAGAACCGUACAACAACUUCCGCAAACGGAAUCUAG